Kluyveromyces lactis is the source of this 1758-nucleotide messenger RNA. Its product is annotated as translation initiation factor 2A. Bases 1 to 1758 code for a protein of 585 amino acids. The record is from RefSeq and is a predicted model, not a curated record. Gene Ontology annotation, cellular component: cytosolic small ribosomal subunit. NCBI's taxonomy places the organism in Eukaryota, Fungi, Ascomycota, Saccharomycetes, Saccharomycetales, Saccharomycetaceae. Gene Ontology annotation, molecular function: mRNA binding; translation initiation factor activity; ribosome binding. Gene Ontology annotation, biological process: translational initiation. The transcript has a single exon.
AUGUCGUUCCAGUUGUUUGCUAAGACUAACUCCACCGUGGAAGUCUUCCAAGGAUACCCAUCAUUUGAGGAGAUUUCCUCAUCUAAGAGCGGAAACGAUGGUACUGAAGGUAAAGUGAUUCAAUCUCUUUUGUCUCCAUGCGGUAGAUUCAUGGCUAAAUCGUACGAGAGUAAAGUUGUACUGUUAAUCGGUGAAACCUGGGAAAUCACAUUGGUGGAAUUACCGUUAAAGAACGUUUAUGACCUAAAAUUUUCUCCAAGUGGGAACUUUUUGUCUACUUGGGAAAGACCUUUAGUAGACGACACAGAACACCUAAAUUGUAAGAUUUGGAACUUGAAUGAGUCACCAUUGUCUACAGAACCAAAAUACAGUUAUAAAGCAUCGACCCAAAGUUCUUGGACUUUACAAUUCUCUAAGUUGGAUGACUAUGCCAUCAAGUCAUUUGGUAAGGAACUUCGCAUCAUCAAGUUAAGUGGUGAAGACACAUUCAAGUUUGACAAGCCAUUUGCCACUUUGACUCCAGACCAACCAUUCACCACCUAUCAAAUAUCUCCGGCUGAACAUCCAACUAUUUGCACGUUCACAAAGGAAAAGUCAGGAAAACCUGCACAAUUAACCAUUUGGCCCAUUACCACUGGUAAGAUUACCAAACAAAUUGUCACCAAACAAUUUUUCAAAGCAGAUUCAUGCCAUUUAAAAUGGAGUGAUUUAGGUAAUGCCAUAUUAUGCCUAACCACCACUGAUUUCGAUCAUUCUAAUAAGUCCUACUACGGUGAAAAUAACCUGUACUUAUUGUCAUUCCAAGGUGUCAAUGGUGCAUUGGGUGGCGAAUCAGUCCGUGUAUCCCUUGGUAAAGAAGGACCAAUUCAUGAUUUCAACUGGUCUCCAACUUCGAGACAAUUUGGUGUCAUUUACGGAUUCAUGCCAGCCACUAUCACAUUCUUUGAUCUUAAGGGCAACGCCAUCCAUUCUUUAAACGAACAAAGGAAAAACACAUUAGAAUUUUCGCCAAAUGGUAAAUACAUCCUUGUUGGUGGUUUCGGUAACUUGCAAGGCUCUGUGGAUAUUUUGGAUAGACAUGAUAAAUUUAGAUGCAUCAGUAAAUUUAGCGCUACAAACACUUCUGUCUGCAAAUGGUCUCCAGGCGGCGAGUUCAUCUUAACAGCAACCACUUCUCCAAGAUUGAGAGUGGACAAUGGAUUGAAAAUCUGGCAUUAUUCUGGUACCUUGGUGUUCGUUAAAGAAUACAAAGAGCUUUUGAAAGUGGAUUGGAGAACGAAUUGUCCUUUCAGAAUAAUCAAGGAUGGGUAUGUUACCAACGGUAACAAAUUGAAGGACGAGGAAUUGAAACAAGAUCCAAAGAUUAGAAAGCAUCAGCUAGAAAUACAUCCAGUGGUCACUCAGUUCAACUUGAAGAACCCAAACAAGUCAUCAACUAAUUUAGGCGCCAAGAAAACCACUGGAGCCUACAAACCCCCACAUGCUAGAAAAGCAACUGUAGUACCUGGAACCACUAAAACUAGAGCACCACAAUCAACUCCAACGCCGCCCCUUCAACAAUCUGCUGCAAGUCAAACUUCACCAGAAGAAAAGAAAAUCAGAUCUUUGUUGAAGAAAUUAAGAGCCAUUGAGUCACUCAAAGUAAAACAAACCGAAGGUGUCAAGUUAGAAAACACCCAGGUCACAAAAAUCCAAUCAGAACCUAAGAUCUUAAAAGAGUUGGAAUUACUUGGUUGGAAGGGAGAGUUAGAUUCAUGA